Messenger RNA from Bombus pyrosoma, 2221 nucleotides. RefSeq lists its product as uncharacterized. The record is from RefSeq and is a predicted model, not a curated record. The transcript has a single exon. The coding region runs from base 695 to 2212 and encodes 505 amino acids. Lineage: Eukaryota; Metazoa; Arthropoda; Insecta; Hymenoptera; Apidae.
CGAGACACCUUCAGGGCAGCUCAGCAGUCGAGUUCAGUUGCUCACUCUGUCCAAAUCAGUCCCAUUCCGACUCCAAUUCCGAGUCCAGCACUCUCGAGCGAGUGCUCAAGCAGUCGAGUUCAGUCUCUCAAGCUCUCACUCAUUCAACACGAGUUUCAUACCUUAAAUCAGUCAUAUAUACGCAUCGGCGUAAUAUUGUUCUUAUAUAAAGUUGUUGGAAUAAACACUAUUCUAUACCUGUUAAUUCAGUGUAAUUUCAGUUGAACCACCCCUGUUAUCGUAACAGAAAUCAGGGGAUCGAUCAUUUCGUGGCGUCGAUUAUUUAAUCGUAACGGGAAUUUACGACUCCCGUUGAUGUGUUUUCUUGCGAUCGCGUCUCCCCGCGAGUGGUCGAAACAUUUUGGUCCUUCGAGCCGGAUCACGUGUUGAAUGAAAGUGCACACCAGUGACACCCACUUCAUACAGUGCCACGUGAAUCCAAUAUAAACAACAACGGACGCGUUACCACUCCAGCGAAGUAAGUAACGCCAAGGGCAGUCAUUUUGAAGAGGCAUCCUCACGUCAACAAACAAAGGUUCUACUUCUGAAAAGAAACGUCUUAGACGCCAGUCGAGACACACACCGUGACGAGCGACAUCCGAAUACACAACCACAGGUAAACUCGUUCAUUACAUUGUCAUACGAUCCGCUAACAAUGGAAGGCGCAGAUAAAAUUACCUCCUUGCAUCGAAAACGAGGCUUCCAAAUCGUUCGAUUUACGACCCUAUCAAAACGACUCGACGAGUACGAACAAUCUAACAGACGAAACAAGGCCUCUUUGACGGCGUAUAACUCAUUACUCGACGACACGUGGAAGCAGUAUAGAGCAUUGCAAGAUGAAUUAGAAGAUUUAGGCGAGCGGGACGACGCGCGCGUUUCCGAGAUAACCGAUAUCUAUUACGAUCUGGUAGUUCGUUUACACACUCUCAUGGAUGACGCACCAGCAUCAUCGUCGUCGAAAUCGCCAAGAAGCGAUUCGCCCAACAUCGCUAAGCCGACGGAAAUUAAACUACCAGAGAUUCAGUUACCUACUUUCGACGGUGCCAUCGAGAAUUGGCAUUCUUUCUAUGACGCAUUUUCGUCCACGAUAGAUCGAAGCGAUCGACUCACUGCCACACAAAAAUUCCACUACCUUCGAUCUUCUUUAACCGGAAGGGCCGCGCGAAGCAUCCAAUCGUUGGACGUUAUGGAAAUUAAUUAUCCCAUCGCGAUUGAUAUUCUGAAGGACAAAUUCGACUGCCACCGUCAAGUCUGCAUGCGCCAUUGGGACUUGAUAUUCGAAUAUCCAAAAAUAAACAAGGAGACACCCGAGGCAAUCGACGAUUUUCUGGAGACGGUCAAGGCAAAUCUCCAAGCCUUGGAGAAGCUAGGUGAGCCGAUAACGUCAAAUGUUGUCCUUAUCAAAUUGCUUACUUCAAAAUUACCGUCCGCCAUCAUUCGUAAAUGGCAACGAACGCUACCGGAUAAAAAGAUACCGUCCUAUACACAUCUGGUAGAGUUCCUCAAAACACGGACGAACGGCGACAGAACAAGCCCAACGACCACGACAAAAAAAACGUCCGAAAAAUACAAUCGACAGCAACAACACGCGCCGCGAAGCAUCACCUUCGCCACUACACAUAGGCCGACAGCGUGUCCAAGUUGCAAGGGACAACAUAAAAUAUGGCAUUGCGAGGUCUUCAAGGCGAAGUCGGUCAAAAAUCGCCUUGAAAUCGUCAAAAGGGCUUCCCUAUGCACCAAUUGUCUAGGCCAAGGGCACACUAUCGCCCAGUGUUCUGCCGGUUCAUGUCGCAUAUGCAGACAGCGACAUCAUACAUACUUGCAUCAACACCAACGUCACGGCAAGUCACGGUCUUCGAGCGGUCGAUCGUCGAGCGACCGAUCAUCGAGUGGACGCUCUUCACCUAGCUCACCGACUCCUCGUUCGUCACAUCGUUCGAGACGCGCGUCCACGUCUUCCAAGUCGUCUCACCGGUCGUCUCCCCGGUCGUCUUCUAAGUCGUCUACCCGGUCGUCUUCUAAGUCGUCUCAUCGGUCGUCUUCCCGGUCGUCUUCCAAGUCGUCUCCACGGUCGUCACCCCGAACGUCACCAAAACACGAACCUGGGCCAACACGUACACAUACAACCGGAUCAAAGUCAUCGUCUAGUCCUCAAAGACAAGAAAGGAAGUGACUAUCUUAG